GAAAGGUCGGCAAUCUUUUAGUCGUUCGUCGGUAGUGAUUGCGCGCGGCAAGUAAGGUCGACGAUGACCUUCGAGGACUUUUGUGGUGGUCCCUUCUGGGACGACGAGUUCGUGUGGGAUGUGGACAAUCCUAACCUGACGUUCUGCUUCCAGCGCGUCAUCCUCCAGUGGGUACCGUGUUUGUUUUUGUUCGUGUUCUCGAUCUACGAUAUAUUCAAGAUUACUGAGAGCAAAUACCGGGACAUACCAUGGAAUUGGUACAAUCUGUCGAAGAUGCUAGUGAUAUUCUUGCUGAUGUGCAUGUGCUGGAUCGAUCUCGGCAUGGUGGUUGGGUAUCAGGAUGAGCAAGGCCUGUACGAUGUGCAGAUCCUGACGGCCGUGUUCAAUGCGUUGGCUUAUAUCGACUUACUUGUGUUGCUGUUUUUCAUGCGCAAGUACGGUGUGCGUACGUCCGGCACAAUGUUCAUGUUCUGGUUCUUGCGUAUGUUCUUCGGCAUCAUACAACUGCGCACCGAGGUGAUGGAGAACGAUAAGCGACCGAACGCGAUCGGUUCCGGCGAUACGGUAGACUUUUGGGAGUAUCAAUACGUGAGCUACAUCCUCCAGUACUCGCUGAUCUGUUUGAUGCUCGUGCUGGAGCUGUUCCCCGAUAAGGAACCCUCCUUCAGCUACUAUCCGAAGGCCGCCAAACCGAACCCUGAACUACGGUCAAGUUUCUUCAGCAAACUAUUGUUUCUUCAUUUUGAUGCGUUCGCAUGGAAAGGCUUCCGUAACCCGCUCACGAUGAACGACAUGUACGACAUCAACCCACAAGAUUCGGCACGUGAGCUUGUGCCACCGUUCGACAAAUAUUGGAAGAUUAGCGUGGAAAAAGGUCGCAAACAGCAGAUGGCAUCGGACCGGAAGGCCGGAAAGCCGGACAUCGAUUACAAACCUCACUCACCCUCGAACGGGUCCAUCCUGUACACGAUGAUUCGCGCUUAUGGUGGACCGUUUUGGUUCGCCGGAAUGCUACAGCUGGCAAUAUCGGGCCUCCAGUUCGCAUCCCCUUAUCUGAUGCAAGAACUAAUGGCAGUUAUCGCAUUCGAUGGGCCACUGUGGAAAGGGUUUUUGUUGACUUUCGGAUUAUUUGGCGCAUCGCUGCUGCUGGGACUGUUCAAUGGGCAGUAUCUGUUCUACACCUUUCUCAGCGGCUUUCGCAUCCGUACCGGGCUGAUUAGUGCGAUCUAUCGGAAGGCGUUGCGAAUUUCCAGUGCCGCCAAAAAGGACACCACGGUUGGGGAGAUCGUAAAUCUGAUGGCGGUGGAUGCGCAGAAGUUCUUCGAGUUGACGUCCUACCUGCACAUCUUGUGGUCGGCUUUGCUGAUCAUUGGGCUGUGUGUGUUUCUGCUGUAUGAUAUUCUAGGACCGGCUGUGUUUGCUGGACUGGGUGUGAUGAUACUGAUGACGCCGGUCUCUGGUGUGGUGGCAGCCAAGCUCAAGACACAUCAGGUAGCGCAAAUGAAGCUGAAGGAUGAGCGGGUGAAGAAGAUGAAUGAGAUUCUCGGAGGCAUUAAGGUGUUGAAGCUGUAUGCGUGGGAACCAAGCUUCCAGGAUUCCAUUUUAAAUGUGCGCGAUGAAGAAGUGGGCAUACUGAAGCGCAUGGCUUACUAUGGUGCUGGAAUCUUUUUCACCUUUACGAUCGCGCCCUUCCUGGUGACGCUUGUGUCGUUUGCUGUGUACGUGCUGAUCGACGAGAACAAUGUGUUGGACCCACAGACAGCGUUCGUAUCGUUGGCGCUGUUCAAUAUAAUGAGGUUUCCUCUGGGAAUGUUCCCCAUGGUGGUUACGUUCUCGAUGCAAGCUUGGGUGUCCAUCAAGCGUAUCGACAAGUUCCUGAAUAGUGCUGAACUGGAUCCAAACAACGUAACACAUAACAAAAGCGAUGAAGCACUCACCAUCAAGGACGGGACGUUCUCGUGGGGCGAUGAGACGCCAACGCUCAAGAACAUCAAUCUUUCUUUGCGAAAGGGACAGCUGUCUGCAAUCGUUGGUACGGUCGGUACGGGCAAGAGCUCGCUUAUAUCGGCCCUGCUGGGCGAGAUGGAGAAGAUCAGCGGUCAUGUGAAUACGGAUGGUUCGAUCGCGUACGUUCCUCAGCAAGCGUGGAUCCAGAAUGCAACGCUGCGUGAUAAUAUUUUGUUCGGAAAGGCAUUUGAUCAACGAAAGUACGAUAAUGUGAUCGAUUGUUGUGCCUUGAGACCUGAUUUGGAGAUGUUGCCCGGUGGAGACUCGACGGAAAUUGGUGAGAAGGGCAUCAAUUUGUCUGGAGGACAGAAACAACGAGUGGCGUUGGCGCGAGCAGUAUAUGCCGAUGCAGAAGUGUACCUGUUUGACGAUCCCCUGAGUGCUGUGGACGCUCAUGUAGGCAAGCACAUCUUCGAGAAGGUGAUUGGUCCAUCAGGAAUGCUUGUGGGAAAGUCACGAUUGCUAGUUACCCAUGGCAUAUCAUUCCUUCCGUUUGUGGAGAACAUAUUGGUGCUAAAAGAUGGGGAGAUCUCGGAGAGUGGAACUUAUCAGGAACUUAUCGACCAGAAGGGUGCUUUUGCGGAGUUCUUAAGUCAACACAUUCAAGAACUUGAUGAUGAAGACGAAGAAAUAUCUUUGAUACAAGAAACACUCAACGAUGGCGUUGUGAACAAUGUUAUCCAGCGAGCUCUUUCAGUUCGGUCAAACCAAUCGAACGGAAGCGACGGAAGCACACGCAAAAAGCCAAUCAGUCGUCAGGUGUCAAAGCAAAGCGUCCAUAGCAAAACUGUGACCACUGUUCCAGGUAGAGCCAACUUGAUCGGCGUGGAAGAGUCAGCAACAGGAGCCGUUACGUGGUUGGUGUACAAGAAGUACAUACAAUCGAUUGGAUUUAAGUUUGGCUUUGGUUCGGUGCUGUUCACCGCGAUCAAUCAAGGCAGUGGUAUCUUCUCCAACCUGUGGCUCACCGAUUGGUCCGAAGAUCCAGAUGCCGCAACUGAUCCAUCGGUUCGGGAUAAGUAUCUCGGUGUGUACGGUGCCCUGGGAGGAGCACAAUCGAUCGCACUGUUUGUAGCCGCCCUACUGAUCUCACUCGGGUGUCUUAAAGCGGCCAAAGAAUCGCACAACAAACUGCUCGAAAGUUGCCUUCGUAUGCCGAUGUCGUUCUUUGACACAACGCCCUUGGGGCGAAUUAUUAACCGCUUCUCGAAAGAUGUCGACGUGGUUGACAAUGUGUUACCGGUGACCAUUAGGGCUUGGUUGCUGUUUCUGUUUAAUGUGUUCGGCGUUUUCAUCGUGAUCGGAACGUCCACACCGAUCUUUCUCGCCGUUGUGCCGCCGCUGAUGGUGAUCUACUACUUCGUGCAGCGGUUCUACAUCGAUACUUCGCGGCAAUUAAAGCGAUUGGAAUCUGUGACGCGUAGUCCGAUCUAUUCACACUUCGGGGAGAGUAUCGGUGGACAGUCGACGAUUCGAGCAUAUGGACAGCAGGAUCGGUUUACACAGGAAUCAGAGCGACGGGUGGACUACAAUCAGCUCGUAUCGUAUCCGACGAUCGUUGCCAAUCGAUGGCUUGCAGUGCGCCUUGAGUUGAUUGGAAGUUGUGUCAUCUUGUUUGCGGCCCUGUUUGCCAUCCUGGCUCGGGAUACUAUUGGCCAGGCGACGGUGGGAGUUUCGAUUAGCUAUGCACUACAGAUAUCCCAUUAUCUCAGUUUUCUUGUGCGCAUGACUUCAGAAGUGGAGACGAAUAUCGUAGCUGUUGAACGAUUGGAAGAGUACACGGUUCUUCCACGAGAGGCUGAGUGGCAGAAGGGUACUUUGGAUAAGGCAUGGCCGGCGGAAGGAAAGGUUGAGUUCAAGGACUAUCAGAUUCGGUACCGCGAGGGACUUGAUCUGGUCAUUCGAGGCAUCUCGCUUAACGUUCGAGGAGGCGAGAAGAUCGGUAUCGUUGGACGUACCGGAGCAGGAAAGUCCAGUCUUACACUUGGUCUCUUCAGAAUUGUUGAAGCAGCCGGUGGACAAAUCAUCAUCGACGGACUCGACAUCUCCAAAAUGGGUCUGCACCAGUUGCGAGGACGACUGACCAUUAUUCCUCAAGAUCCGGUGUUGUUCUCCGGUACUCUCCGAGCAAAUGUGGAUCCUUUCAAGAGCUACAGCGAUGAUCAAGUGUGGAAGGCUCUUGAACUUUCUCAUCUGAAGACGUUUGUGAAGGGAUUGUCUGCGGGACUAGAUCAUGAGAUUGCGGAGAACGGAGAGAACCUCUCGGUCGGUCAAAGGCAGCUAAUCUGCUUGGCACGUGCAGUGCUACGCAAAACAAAGGUGUUGAUUCUGGAUGAGGCUACAGCGGCGGUGGAUCUGGAAACGGAUGACUUGAUUCAGAAAACAAUCCGUACGGAGUUCGCUGACUGUACGAUCCUCACGAUCGCUCAUCGCUUGAACACGAUCCUCGACUCAGAUCGCGUGCUGGUGCUCGACAAGGGACUGGUAGCGGAGUGUGACUCACCACAGAACCUGCUCGCGAACCGGGAAUCGAUCUUCUAUGGAAUGGCGAAGAACGCUGGAAUCGUUUCGUAGAAUACUUGUAAAUGAUAUUGAAUAGUAUUAUGUAGUUUAAUUAGAAUACAGAUCAAAUAAAGUUCAACAAGCUAGUCGUUUGUGA
Messenger RNA from Anopheles merus, 4666 nucleotides. RefSeq names its product multidrug resistance-associated protein 1-like. Gene Ontology annotation, biological process: transmembrane transport. The record is from RefSeq and is a predicted model, not a curated record. The transcript is spliced from 7 exons. NCBI's taxonomy places the organism in Eukaryota, Metazoa, Arthropoda, Insecta, Diptera, Culicidae. Bases 64 to 4581 code for a protein of 1505 amino acids. Gene Ontology annotation, cellular component: membrane. Gene Ontology annotation, molecular function: ATP binding; ATP hydrolysis activity; ABC-type transporter activity.